AUGUCAGAAGACCUUGCUAAGCAGUUAGCUAGCUACAAAGCUCAGCUUCAGCAAGUUGAGGCUGCCCUAUCUGGGAAUGCGGAAAAUGAAGAUUUACUAAAACUGAAGAAAGACUUACAGGAAGUCAUAGAAUUAACCAAAGAUCUUCUUUCAACACAACCUUCAGAAACUCUUGCAAGUUCUGACAGUUCUGCUUCUGCUCUGCCCAGUCACUCCUGGAAGGUUGGGGAUAGGUGUAUGGCGAUAUGGAGUGAGGAUGGACAGUGUUAUGAAGCUGAGAUUGAAGAAAUAGAUGAGGAGAAUGGAACAGCUGCGGUCACAUUUGCUGGAUAUGGCAAUGCUGAAGUUACACCUCUGUUCAACCUCAAGCCUGUGGAAGAGGGGAGAAAAGCAAAAGAGGACAGUGGCAACAAACCCAUGUCCAAAAAAGAGAUGAUAGCCCAGCAACGAGAGUAUAAAAAGAAGAAAGCUUUGAAAAAAGCUCAGAGAAUUAAAGAACUUGAACAGGAACGAGAGGACCAGAAAGUCAAGUGGCAACAGUUUAACAACAGAGCCUAUUCUAAAAACAAAAAAGGCCAGGUAAAGAGGAGUAUUUUUGCUUCCCCUGAGAGCGUAACUGGCAAGGUUGGAGUUGGAACAUGUGGAAUUGCAGACAAACCUAUGACACAGUAUCAAGAUACCUCUAAAUAUAAUGUCAGGCAUCUGAUGCCUCAGUAACAGGGGAAAAAGGUGGAACUCCAUCUCUGCAGGGCUUUACACUUAUCUUUUUAUCAUUAUAUUUUUCUAAAAGUAAAUUAUUUGUUGGCACAUAGCGAGUAGUCCAUUUUGUCACCAUCACUUUGGCUUCAGCUGAUAUGAGCCUUAAAUCUCCAGCUAUUGAUUUGACCUCCCUAAUCAUUAAAACUUUUUGUAGUUGCAUUAAAAUACGUUCUGCGGGUAAAUGCUUUCAUGAACUGCUGUUACCUGUUACUCUGAAAGCAGUAGUUAUCUGCAGCUUUGAUCUCUGGAAUCUUCCAUUCAUACUAGUAGUGAAGUUUUUUUUUUUUCCUUAAGAAAAGUGGUGGUAUAAAAAUGGCACCUUAACAGCCUCCCUCGUUUCUGUAGUCACAGUGCUGCCUGUGCUGCCUCAGCGACAAGCUCAGCAUUACAGAGCUGGCUCGCUGCAGCUCUGCGAGAGAGAGCUGGACUCCAUCACAGCUUAUACGUCACGUGGAAUUGCUGAGGAAGUUCUAAGUUACUCCCUUACGAAUCCACUGAAGAUCAAUUUGUACAGCUGUAAAUGAGGGCAGAACAGGGCUGAUAGGAUCUUUAUUACUAAUUGACGAUUCACGUGCUAGAAACAAUAAAUCUGACUUUAAUUCCAGUCUGAAUUUCCCGUGCUAGAAGUUAAGCAAAGGAGAUUCUUUUUUUUAAAUACUCAUCGAAUUUUAA
Pygoscelis adeliae (Adelie penguin) is the source of this 1431-nucleotide messenger RNA. It is a transcript of the gene SMNDC1, whose product is annotated as survival motor neuron domain containing 1. Gene Ontology annotation, biological process: mRNA processing; regulation of alternative mRNA splicing, via spliceosome. The coding region runs from base 1 to 717 and encodes 238 amino acids. Gene Ontology annotation, cellular component: nucleus; cytoplasm; precatalytic spliceosome. The transcript has 5 exons. Gene Ontology annotation, molecular function: RNA binding. Lineage: Eukaryota; Metazoa; Chordata; Aves; Sphenisciformes; Spheniscidae. The record is from RefSeq and is a predicted model, not a curated record.